AUGCGUCGGGCAGCAGUCUGUAUCUUGAUAUGCGUGCUGGUGGCCGUUGCUGACGGCCAGGCAUGCGACCAGCAGUGCAGGCAGGCCCAGCGCGCAGUGCUCGCGCGCCUGUAUGACGCUCUUGGCGGCCCGCAGUGGCGCCGCAGCGCCGGCUGGCCCGCCGCGCCCGACCACUGCACCUGGGCCGGCGUCGCCUGCUGCGGCGCGGCCGCGGCGGGCGCGGUGCCGUCGGCGUGCGGGCCCGAGGGCGCGGUGGCCGCGCUCGAGCUGCCCCUCAACGGUUUAGUGGGGGAGCUCCCAGCGGAUGCGUUUGCCGGCCUCGAGCCCGCACUCGAGACCCUCAACCUGUUUGGCAAUCAGAUCGCCGGCCCCCUGCCGCCGUCGCUGGCGGCGCUGCGGAAGCUGCGGCGCCUGCUGGUCAAUGGCAACGCGCUGACCGGGCCGCUGCCGGCGGCGCUGGGCGCGCUGCCGCUGCUCGAGGAGUUUGACUUUUCGGGGAACCUGCUGACCGGCGCGGUCCCGCCGUCGUUCGCGUCGAGCCCCGCGCUGCGCGUGCUGCGCGGCGCGCGCAACCGGGUGGCGGCGCUGCCAGACGGCCUGCUGGCCGCACGGGCCCUGGAGGUCCUGGACUUCAGCAGCAACCGGCUGGCGGGCCCGCUGCCGCUGGCGGCCGCGGCGGCCGGCGCGGGAAACGCGAGCAGCGGCACUUCGCCGGCCCUUGGCGGCCGGCGGCCCCUGACUGAGCUCAACCUUAGGGGGAACGCGCUCACCGGCGCCGUCCCGCCGGCGCUCGCGGCGCUGCCGGCGCUGGUGCUGGACCUGGGGGCCAACCGCCUGGGCGGGCAGCUGCCGGGCAGCUUCGUGGGGAACGCGGCGCUGCGGGAGGUCUGGUUGGACGGGAACCAGCUGGAGGGGCCGCUGCCGCAGAACGGGUUCAUAGGGUGA
This is a messenger RNA of Monoraphidium neglectum, 945 nucleotides long. RefSeq lists its product as hypothetical. Lineage: Eukaryota; Viridiplantae; Chlorophyta; Chlorophyceae; Sphaeropleales; Selenastraceae. The record is from RefSeq and is a predicted model, not a curated record. Bases 1 to 945 code for a protein of 314 amino acids. The transcript is spliced from 3 exons. Gene Ontology annotation, molecular function: protein binding.